GGUGCCAUUGGUUUGAGGUCAUGCUGGUUUGCUAGUGAGUUCUAGGCCACCUAGAGCUAUCUAAGACACUUUGUCUCUCAGUACCUUGGGACACUCCGGGUUCACUGCCCCUGGCUGGGUCCCGGUCUCUGAUGACAGUCUGGUCCCUGCCCAUCCUCACUCUCAGGCCGUACCCACCUCCUCACCUUCCAAGAGACUGUGGAUUCUGGACCUGGCAACCUGGCUCCCCCUUCAGGCUUUCUAGACUGGGACCCCAGCACCCAUGUGGCCUUUUCAGACAGCCCUUGCCCAUACUCGGCUGCUGAAGGCUUCCUGACACCUGAUUUCUACCCUCCGUCAGACCCCGGGCGCUCCGGCCCAUUUCCCCUGGGGAUGGAGGACUCUCUGGAUGCCCGGCUGUAUUCAGAAGCCUCCCUGUCACAAGUAGGGUCCUGGAGAGUCUCUAACCUCCCCUCGGGAUCCCCACAGUUGCCUCCACCCACUGGCCCCUCCCUGGAGACAGCCCGAGCUCAUAUAUUGGCUUUGGGGCCACAACAGCUCCUGGCCCAGGAUGAGGAAGGAGACACGCUCUUGCACCUGUUUGCCGCUCGGGGUCUGCGCUGGGCAGCGUACGCUGCUGCAGAGGUGUUACAGAUGUACCGACAGCUGGAUAUUCGAGAGCAUAAAGGCAAGGAGAUCAAGAGCAACAAGACCAUUCUGCACUUGGCCGUACAGGCUGCUAACCCCACCCUGGUUCAGUUGCUGCUGGGGCUGCCGAGGGGGGACCUGCGAGCCUUUGUCAAUAUGAAGGCCCAUGGGAACACAGCCCUGCACAUGGCAGCUGCCCUGCCCCCUGGGCCACCCCAGGAGGCCAUUGUGAGGCAUCUGCUGGCAGCUGGAGCAGACCCAACGCUUCGCAACCUAGAGAACGAGCAGCCCGUUCACUUGCUGCGACCUGGGCCGGGCCCUGAGGGGCUCCGGCAGCUGUUGAAGAGGAGCCGUGCGGCACCCCCAGGCUUGUCCUCUUAGGACUGAAAUCCAGAACCUGGACUGAUUUUCCAGUCCCCACCGUCCCGUGAGACAGCCAGCGUAUGCUCAUGUCGCAGAUUCAUGAUAAUAUAAUGUGGAAUAUCCUGCCAUUAGGGUCUUACAUUAAAACCCCAAAGUGGCACUGGGGGAGGUGAGCAGUCCCCAAUAUUUGGGGUCUUGUGAUUCCUCUUCCCCCUACAAGGGGCUGUUUAGAUGAUUUCUGUGAAAUCGAGCCCACUUGACUGUUUCUGUGAAACGCCCUAGAAACCGCUCUCUCCUACUUGGAUCAGCCAUGAUCACCUCCCCAGACUCUGUCUUACACUCCCAGAAACUCCAAUGGAGCCUCCGUGGGAUUUGAGGCAUCCCAGGACAAUCCCACCAGGGCUCUUCCCCAGGACCCACACCCCUGAGAUGUCAGAAAGGCCCUCUGAGAUUAGCGUGCCCUGAGACCUGGCUGCAUUGUCAUUUUGAACUCGGUGUCCCAGACCCUAGCCUUCCCUGUGAGUUGUUGUUCUCUGUCUAUGUAUCACUGUAGCUCCCCAUUAAACUCGAUUUGGCCUCAA
Cricetulus griseus (Chinese hamster) is the source of this 1571-nucleotide messenger RNA. The record is from RefSeq and is a predicted model, not a curated record. Lineage: Eukaryota; Metazoa; Chordata; Mammalia; Rodentia; Cricetidae.